This is a messenger RNA of Hydra vulgaris (swiftwater hydra), 2632 nucleotides long. RefSeq names its product intraflagellar transport protein 80 homolog. Gene Ontology annotation, biological process: cilium assembly. Gene Ontology annotation, cellular component: centrosome; intraciliary transport particle B; cilium. The record is from RefSeq and is a predicted model, not a curated record. Gene Ontology annotation, molecular function: protein binding. NCBI's taxonomy places the organism in Eukaryota, Metazoa, Cnidaria, Hydrozoa, Anthoathecata, Hydridae.
UUUUUAUUCAUUAUUUAGGUUCAUGAAUUUUAGUUAUAAUAUAAUAUGCGGUUAAAAGUUUCUCUUUUUAAAGAAAUUCAUACUGAAAUAGUAACUUGUGUUGGAUGGCUUAAUGCCGAUGAAUUGUUCUCUGCAGGAGAUGAUCAUAAAGUUGUUAAAUCUCAAAUAUCAGGAGAGUCAUCUUUAGCUGUUCAAUUAGGUCAAGAAUGUUUUGCUACAGACAUACAUUGGUUUCCUAAAGGUGCUAGCAGCAAAAAAGCUGGGAAUGAAAUUUUUGCUCUUGCAUCCACUGAAGGAAAACUAUACUUUAUAUCAAAGAGUGGCAGAAUUGAAAAAACUGUUGACGCCCAUCGUGGUGCCCUUUUAUCUUGCCGAUGGAACUAUGAUGGAAAUGCUAUAAUUACAGGUGGUGAAGAUGGUCAGGUAAAAGUGUGGUCAAGUAGUGGAAUGUUGCGCUCAACCCUUCUAACAUUAGCUGUGUCAGUAUAUUCAGUUGUGUGGAGUCCUAACUCAGAUGCAAUACUUUGUACAAAUGGAAAACAGCUGAUGAUUAAACCACUACAACCUUCUGGUAAAGUUACUCAGUGGAAGGCACAUGAAGGAAUCAUUUUAAAAGUUGAUUGGAAUACAACAAACAAUACUCUUAUAUCUGGUGCUGAAGAUUGUAAAUAUAAAGUAUGGGAUAUGUUUGGACGCAAUUUGUUUACAAGUAUUGUUCAUGAGUAUCCUAUCACAUCAGUUUCAUGGGCUCCUGAUGGUGAUUUUUUUGCAGUAGGCUCAUACAACACUUUAAGAUUAUGCGACAAGGCUGGAUGGUCGCACACUUUAGAAAAGCCUACUUGUGGUUCUCUUUUUAAUAUUGCAUGGUCAAGUGAUGGAACUCAACUUGCUGGAGCUUGCGGAAAUGCUAAUUUAUUAGUUGCUCAGGUUGUGGAAAGAUCUGUUGAGUGGAAGAAUUUAGAGUGUGUUGUCAGUGACCAAAAACAUGUUAAAGUUCGAGAUGUCAUCACAGAUGCUAGAGAGAACUUAGAUUUCCGUGACCGUGUUGUAAAAUUGGCUUUAUCGUAUGAUCAUCUGGUAGUGACAACCCCAUCUCAAUGUUAUAUUUUUAGCACCAAAAAUUGGAAUACUCCAAUGAUAUUUGAUUUCAAAGGAAGUUCUGUGUCAUUGGUAAUGUUAGCAGAAAAACAUUUUUUAGUUGCUGAUGAAACAGGAGUUCAAAUUUAUUCUUAUGAGGGUCGAGUAAUAAGUACACCUCGGUACAGCAAUUUGCGUGGAGAUUUGUUAAACAAGAAUGUUGUCUCUCUUUGCAAUGAUACCUUGGCUAUUCGUGACAGAACUGAUGAAUGUGCAAUAUAUUUCUUUGAAGCAUUGACUGGAAAACCACUAGGUGAUGGAAAGCCUUUUCGACAUAAUGUAGAUAUUUUACAUAUAUCUUUAAAUCAAGAUGGUGCAUCCUCAGAACGCCAACUGGCAUUUAUUGAUAAAAACAAAGAUCUUUUUCUAAGACCAGUAAGACAGUUUGGUUCUGAAAAAGUAGUAAAGAUAGCUGGCAAUGUGAGUAGUUUGUGUUGGAAUAACUCAUGUAACAUACUAGCUACAGUUUCUGAUCACAAGCUAUUUGUAUGGUAUAACCCUGGUGUUGUGUAUGUGGACUCAGACUUGAUGAAAAUGACUAUUUUAGAAACCGAACAAGGAGAGUUUGGUCGUGAUAUCCAACUUUUAAACUUCGUUGGUACAUAUUGUACAAUGAGAAGAGGGGAUGGUGCAUUAUGCAGCACUAGUGUAUCACCAUAUCCUGCUUUUUUGCACAAGUUCGUCAACAAAAACAGCUGGAACGAAGCAAUUCGAUUGUGCAGAUUUGUUAAAGAUAAAACAUUAUGGGCUUGUUUAGCGGGAUUCGCAGCUUUACACAAGGAUUUGAACACUGCAGAAAUUGCUUACGCCGCAAUUGACGAGAUCGAAAAAGUUCAUUUUAUUCAAGCCAUAAAAGAAAUUCCGUCUGCAGAAGGUCGAAAUGCUGCCGUUUUACUGUUCUGUGGACAAGUAAAAGAUGCCGAGUUAAUUUUACUUCAGAGCGGACUCAUAUAUCGAGCUAUACAAAUGCAUAUUGAUCAAUUUAAUUGGGAAAGAGCACUUGAAUUAGCUGUCAAACACAAAACUCAUGUCGAUACUGUUUUAGCUUACCGCCAAAAAUAUUUGCAACGAUGCAACAAAAAAGAAAACAACAAAAAGUUCAUACAGUUUGCUCAAGGGGUGACGGUGGAUUGGGAAAAAAUCAAACUUAAAAUUGAAAUGGAAAUAGAAAAAGAAUCUGAAAGACCCGGAGCAAAAGUUAGCGGACAAUGAUAUUGCUACUUACCUAGGCGUUUUUAAAUUUACUUCAGCUUUCUUGAUAACCUUUAAAAGUUUUUAUCGUUAUCGAUACGUUUUGACAACAUUCGUAUAACAAUUUUUUUUUUAGUUACUUUUUUUUUAAUAUGAAAUAUUUGUAUUUCUUAAAUUACAACUUUCAAAAUUUUCUUAUUUCAUUUUUUGUACAUUUUUUGUAAAUAAAAAUAAUUUUAUUGUUAACUAAAUAAUUUAUUUACAUAUUUACUUUUGUUCGUAAUAAAGUUGCACUUAAAUUAAA